AUGGGCAUCAAGUUAUGCUUCGCCUCACCCGCCCACCCCAAGAGCAACAACCAAGUCGAGCGCGCCAACGCCGAGAUCCUCAAAGGCCUCAAGACCAAAACAUACAACGUCCUCAAGAAGCACGGGGACUCUUGGCUAGAAGAACUGCCUGUGGUGCUGUGGGCCAAUCGGACCACCCCGAGUAGUGCAACAGGAGAAACCCCUUUCUUCCUGAUAUACGGCGCCGAGGCGGUCCUACUGUCGGAGCUCUCCCUAGGCUCGGCUCGAGUUGCGCUGUACAAUGAGGCAGAUCAGGAUGGGCUCCGUCGUGAUGACCUCGACUAUCUGGAAGAGCGAAGAAGGCGCGCGGCCCUCCGGGUGGCGUGCUACCAGCAGAGUCUGCAGCGCUAUCAUCAGCGCCACGUCCGGGCCCAGUUACUGCAAGUCCAUGACCUCGUCCUCCGCCGCGUCCAGUCGCGCUUAGGAUUGAGCAAACUCUCACCAAUGUGGGAGGGAGCAUACAAAGUGAUCGGCGUCCCCCGACCAGGCUCAGUUCGAUUGGCCACGGAAGACGGCACAGAACUACCUAACCCCUGGAAUAUCGAGCACCUUCGCCAAUUCUACCCGUGA
Messenger RNA from Oryza sativa Japonica Group (Japanese rice), 609 nucleotides. RefSeq lists its product as uncharacterized. NCBI's taxonomy places the organism in Eukaryota, Viridiplantae, Streptophyta, Magnoliopsida, Poales, Poaceae. The record is from RefSeq and is a predicted model, not a curated record. Gene Ontology annotation, molecular function: nucleic acid binding.